Molecule: messenger RNA, 1893 nt
Organism: Rangifer tarandus platyrhynchus (Svalbard reindeer)
Lineage: Eukaryota; Metazoa; Chordata; Mammalia; Artiodactyla; Cervidae
Source: the annotation of a GenBank genome assembly
AUGUUCUACGCACAUUUUGUCCUCAGUAAAAGAGGGCCACUGGCCAAAAUCUGGCUUGCGGCCCACUGGGAUAAGAAGCUAACCAAAGCCCAUGUGUUUGAGUGUAAUUUAGAGAGCAGUGUGGAGAGCAUCAUCUCACCAAAGGUGAAGAUGGCACUCCGAACAUCAGGACAUCUCUUACUGGGAGUAGUUCGAAUCUAUCACAGAAAAGCCAAAUACCUCCUGGCAGAUUGUAAUGAGGCAUUCAUUAAAAUAAAGAUGGCUUUUCGGCCAGGUGUUGUUGACCUGCCUGAGGAAAAUCGAGAAGCUGCGUACAAUGCCAUUACUUUACCUGAAGAAUUUCAUGAUUUUGAUCAGCCACUGCCUGACUUAGAUGACAUUGAUGUGGCCCAGCAGUUCAGCCUGAACCAGAGUAGAGUGGAAGAGAUAACUAUGAGAGAAGAAGUUGGAAACAUCAGUAUUCUACAAGAAAAUGAUUUUGGUGACUUUGGAAUGGAUGAUCGUGAGAUAAUGAGAGAAGGCAGCGCUUUCGAGGAUGAUGACAUGUUAGCAAGCACUGGUGCUUCUAACCUCCUAUUAGAGCCUGAGCAGAGCACCAGCAAUCUUAAUGAGAAAAUUAACCAUUUAGAAUAUGAAGACCAAUAUAAGGAUGACAAUUUUGGAGAAGGAAAUGAUGGUGGUAUAUUAGAUGACAAGCUGAUUAGUAAUAAUGAUGGUGGUAUCUUUGACGACCCCCCUGCCCUGUCUGAGGCGGGGGUGAUGUUGCCCGAGCAGCCUGCACACGAUGAUAUGGACGAGGAUGAUAACGUGUCAAUGGGUGGGCCUGAUAGUCCUGAUUCAGUGGAUCCUGUCGAACCAAUGCCAACUAUGACUGAUCAGACAACGCUUGUUCCAAAUGAAGAGGAAGCCUUUGCUUUGGAACCUAUUGAUAUCACUGUCAAAGAAACAAAAGCCAAGAGGAAGAGGAAGCUCAUUGUUGACAGUGUCAAAGAGUUGGAUAGCAAGACAAUUAGAGCCCAGCUUAGUGAUUAUUCUGACAUUGUUACUACUUUGGAUCUGGCACCACCCACCAAGAAAUUGAUGAUGUGGAAAGAGACAGGAGGAGUGGAAAAACUCUUCUCUUUACCUGCUCAGCCUUUAUGGAAUAACAGACUACUGAAGCUUUUUACACGCUGUCUUACACCACUAGUACCAGAAGAUCUUCGAAAAAGGAGGAAAGGAGGAGAGGCUGAUAAUUUGGAUGAAUUCCUCAAAGAAUUUGAAAAUCCAGAGGUUCCCAGAGAGGACCAGCAGCAGCAACAUCAGCAGCGUGAUGUUAUCGAUGAGCCCAUUUUGGAAGAGCCAAGCCGCCUCCAGGAGCCGAUGGAAGCCAGCAGGACAAACUUGGAUGAGUCAGCCAUGCCCCCGCCGCCACCUCAGGGAGUUAAACGAAAAGCGGGACAAAUUGACCCAGAACCCGUGAUCCCUCCUCAGCAGGCAGAGCAGAUGGAAAUUCCUCCUGUAGAGCUGCCCCCAGAAGAACCUCCAAAUAUCUGUCAGUUAAUUCCAGAGUUAGAACUUUUACCAGAAAAGGAAAAAGAGAAGGAGAAGGAGAAAGAAGAUGACGAAGAGGAGGAGGAUGAAGAUGCUUCAGGAGGUGAUCAGGAUCAAGAGGAAAGAAGGUGGAACAAAAGGACCCAGCAGAUGCUUCAUGGUCUUCAGCGAGCUCUUGCUAAAACUGGAGCUGAAUCUAUCAGUUUGCUUGAGCUGUGCCGAAACACGAACAGAAAGCAAGCUGCAGCAAAGUUCUACAGCUUCUUGGUUCUUAAAAAGCAGCAAGCCAUCGAGCUGACACAGGAAGAACCGUACAGUGACAUCAUUGCCACGCCGGGACCGAGGUUCCACAUUAUCUGA